GAGGGAAGAACCCGCAUCGGAUCAGCAACGACCAAUGCGAUGCCGCCACACCCAUCGCGGGUAUUUUGGGUGCGAAAAGGCUCACGAAUAGGUGACGCAUUCGAACAGAUUCGGCCAGGUCAGGUCUCGGGGGAUUCCCGGGCUGGAGAUGCUUGCGACGAUGCGCACCGGGGGCAGCCAUCGAAGAAGGCGUUCACGCUAAGAACAAUGAUGUAUGCCGCUAGCGGUUGUGGUCUCUUUUAAUACGCGCUCCUCGCUCAGAAUACGCAUUCCGGCAUCUCAACAUCUUCAUCAGCAACACCAACAUGCAACAAGAUUCGCCACUCACGGAAGCUACGUCGACUUCAAGGGGAGGGUCUCUCCUAAACUCACGGGAGUCCUCUCCAUACGAGCAUAAUGGAAAAGUUAAGUCAAGAGCAUCGAAGAUAACGAGGAAGUCUCAUCGCAAGUCACGGGCUGGGUGUGUCAAUUGCAAGUCGCGUCGCAUCAAGUGCGAUGAGGGCAAGCCAUUCUGCACCAAUUGUAAACGGCGGCAAAUCCGCUGCGAGUAUCCGGCAACGUCUACUGCUGCUCCAGGAAACACCGACCUACGACAACCCGGUGGCCUUCCAAUAUCUGAGAUUGAACUCACAUAUCACUGGACUACAACGACAUGCCACUCGUUGUCAGCAUGGCCUGCUGGUGCUGCACGCGUACAAUCAACCACAGAAGAAAUCGCAUUCAGAAAUGAACACGUCUUACACCUCAUAUUCGCAUUUACGGCUCUCCACCUCGCUACAUGCCGACCAGACCGCAAAGAAUCCUAUACCGCUACUGCAAACCAUCACUACGAAUGCGCCCUAGCACUUGUCACUCCAGAGAUAGCCAAGCUCAACCCCUCCAAUUGCGACGCGGUCCUUCAAUCUGUCCAACUAAUCUGCUUUGUCAGUUGGGCAAGGGGACCACAGGCUGGUGAAUACCUUGCUUUCGGUAAGCACGGUAGAUCAGAGUGGCUGGUCAUGUUUCGGGGUAUCCGUACGACACUCAGCGCCUUUGAGGUAGAAAACUUCGCGAAGACGCAUGCGCCAUCAGUCCGUAACAAAGGUCGGCUUUUGCCACCAACAGAGGGACCAUUCGAGUACGAAAAGCAUCUUGAAGAGCUGAAAGAGCAUAUCGACAUUGUGUCUGAGGCUUCUCACCGCGACGACAACGUGCUUAGUGUAGAUAUCCUACAGGAAAUGUAUUCGAAUCGUUACGGUGGCAAAGACGGCGAAUACCACGUGGCGUUCGGAUGGCUCUACCGAAUGAGCGACGGUUUCCUCGAUCGCCUACAACAAUGCGAUCCGCUAACACUCAUCAUUUACGCGCACUUUGUCGUUCUGAUACUUGACAUGGAAAGAUUUUGGUACAUGAAAGGGUGGACACAUCAUGUUAUGAGUGGAAUAUUCGAAGCUCUGCCCACGGAGCACAAGCCCUGGAUACGCUGGCCCAUGGCCUGUGUCGGGUGGAUAGCACCUUAAUGCAUCUACUGUCUGUUUGUGGUAGACUCAAUUGACUCCUAAGAAGCAUCACGUGUAUCUUCAAUUGAGGCGUAUAUUUUAGAUUGUUUUCCUGAAGUCUGGGGCUGCUCUCCAACAGUAGGCAUCAUGUUCAUCUCUGAAGCGUCAUAUCGUGUUCAGAUCCGAGACAGUCAUGAUAUCCGUGGUUGAGUAUGUUUAUGCCCGCAUUGCGGCCUUGGUGAAAAUUCAAUCAAAAAGACCCAAAUCCUACUCGUU
This is a messenger RNA of Alternaria rosae, 1754 nucleotides long. RefSeq lists its product as uncharacterized. The transcript is spliced from 2 exons. Bases 306 to 1499 code for a protein of 397 amino acids. NCBI's taxonomy places the organism in Eukaryota, Fungi, Ascomycota, Dothideomycetes, Pleosporales, Pleosporaceae. Gene Ontology annotation, biological process: regulation of transcription by RNA polymerase II. The record is from RefSeq and is a predicted model, not a curated record. Gene Ontology annotation, molecular function: DNA-binding transcription factor activity, RNA polymerase II-specific; zinc ion binding.